AUGAAUAACAUGUUAAAUGAAAAGAAAAAUUUUAUAAGACACGUAUUGAUGAAUUCCCCUCCAGGGAAAUUAAAUGACUUGGUCAAAG
Messenger RNA from Plasmodium reichenowi, 88 nucleotides. Its product is annotated as F-actin-capping protein subunit alpha, putative. NCBI's taxonomy places the organism in Eukaryota, Apicomplexa, Aconoidasida, Haemosporida, Plasmodiidae. The transcript has a single exon. The annotation marks the transcript as partial. The record is from RefSeq and is a predicted model, not a curated record.